Dreissena polymorpha is the source of this 2296-nucleotide messenger RNA. Its product is annotated as serine/threonine-protein kinase 33-like. Bases 461 to 1873 code for a protein of 470 amino acids. The record is from RefSeq and is a predicted model, not a curated record. NCBI's taxonomy places the organism in Eukaryota, Metazoa, Mollusca, Bivalvia, Myida, Dreissenidae. Gene Ontology annotation, molecular function: protein kinase activity; ATP binding. Gene Ontology annotation, biological process: protein phosphorylation. The transcript has 12 exons.
AUGCGCAUAACACUGCGCACCUUGCAUGGAAGCCGAUAGCGCCUAUGGAGACAUGAAUGUCACGAAUGAAAAUAUUGGUGCUUAAACAGUAAAGACAUUACUUUAAAUUGCUAUUUCAAUUUGAAGCCUACAUCGGAUGUAUUGGGCUACUUGUUAGACAGGCAAAAAUCAUCAGAAGACCUUAAAGUGUAUAUUGUUAUUCAUCAACUUUCUAACCGCUUGUGCUAUUGGAAACUGUCAAAAGUUGUUCAUAUUAUUAAGUUGUGUAAAGUAUUAAGUUGUGACUGUGCAUACACUUUUGAACAAGAAAAUGGCAUUUAAUGUGAUAAAAAUAAAAAAAUCAGUUCACAGCGGAUAGUGGAACAGAAACUUGUGAGAAACAGGGGGCCAGUACGCUGCGUCAGCCCCCCCCUUGGAUCUGCCUACGAAGAGUACUGAUGAGAUUUCCACACGAAAAAGGAUGACAUCCACCACAGGUCAGCUGCAGCGAAAGGGCAGUGCGGACAAGACGAUCCCGCACACCCGCCUCGAGGACGAGACCAUGAUCUGGGAGAUGUACGAGAACGUCAGAAAACUGGGUCAGGGCUCGUUUGGAAAGGUCUAUCAGGUGCGCCACAAGUCCACCAACGUCAUGUGGGCCAUGAAGUUUGUCAAUAAGGACAAGGCUGGAGGGUCAGGAAUCAAACUGUUGGAGAGGGAGGUGGCCAUCUUGAAGCGGGUGUCACACCCCAACAUCAUACAGCUCAACGAAGUCUUUGAAACAUCAAAGAGAAUGUGCCUUGUAAUGGAACUGUGUACAGAGGGCGAGCUGGCCGAUACGCUCAAGGAACGAAAAUUCUUCGUGGAGAGCCAAGUUAGACUCAUCACUAAAGAACUAGCAAGUGCAAUAGCCUACCUGCAUAAAAACGAUAUAGUGCACCGGGAUCUUAAAUUAGAAAAUAUUCUUGUCAGUAAAUCUGCGUCACCAUCAAAUCCAGAAGACAGCCUACAAAUCAAGGUUACAGAUUUUGGAUUGUCUAUUACGAAGUCAGGAGUGGGUCAUGAUAAUAUGAUGCAGGACUUCUGCGGAACUCCAAACUACAUGGCACCUGAGAUUAUCGAUAACAAGAUGUACAGUCAGCAGUGUGAUGUGUGGGCCCUUGGGGUUAUAGUUUAUACAUUAUUCUGUGGUGUUCCACCGUUCAGGUCUAAAGACGAGGAGAACCUAUAUGAGCUUAUCAAGAAGGGAGAUUUGGACUUCACGUCUAGUGACGUGUGGGAGGAGGUCUCGGACGAAGCCAAAGACUGUAUACGAGGUAUGCUGAUCGUAGAUCCAGCCCAUCGAUUUACAGCGGGAGAAAUACUUAGCCAUCACUGGAUUACGGGUGACAGCGAAAGUAAGUCAACCAAUGUCUUGAAACUGAUGAGGGAAUGGAAGGACGACAUAAAACAAGAGAGAGAUGUGGCUGACAACGACAACAGUGCAAUAAACGGGGUCAUCUCAGGACCGUCCGAGGAGGGACAUAACGAGGCCAAUAACAACGAGGCAGACCACUCCACAGAGAGGACGGGGUCAGGGGGAACCAAGAAACCUGGCUCAGAAGGAAAGAGCUCAAACAGAGGUUCAGUUGGUCGGUCGUCAACAGGAAGCAUUCCAAAGACAACAGGGAACUCCCUGAAGAUUCCGGGUACAACCCCACGGGCCAACAAUACCCGGUCACCCAUGCAAAGCAAGGUGACCUCCAGUGGGGCCAGUCAACCCCGGGCUACCCCCCAACCCCUUAGGAACACUGCAGGCACACCCAUGGGCUUACGGGCCACAGCCACUCCCACACCUAACAAACUAAACACACAGUCUAGACCCACUACAAAAGGAAAUCCUUCGAAAAAAUAAUGCAAAACAGAGAGAUAUCAUCUUGAAAACUAAAGUGAACAUCAUUUCAGGUUUGCUGAAUGUGAUCAAACUGCUGUUAUUAAAGUGUAUUUCAAAAGAAAAUGAUCAAAGAAAAAGGUUUUGCUGCCUAUAAGUGUUUUAUAGCCUCAAGAGCUGAUGACUGGUUGCUAGUGAUAAAACUGAAACAUUCUGCUUCAUAAACUAAGUUGAUAUACAACUGGCGACCAAUAUUCAGCUGUCUAAUGCAAGGUUCACGUAAUCAUGGGUAUUUUUCGACAUCAUUACUUUGACAUGCUGCAUUUGACUGACAGAUAGAACUGUGACCCAUCUACAAAGUUUUCACGAAAACAGGACUCGAGUGAAAUAAUAAGUUAAAGUGUUUUAUAUGUUUGAAGCUUCAGCAUUAUUUAAACUCAGCUUAUC